AUGUAUCGCUUUGCGCUGUCGACGGCGUUGGUCGGCGUGGCCCAUGCCCGCAUCCAAUGGAUGAUGAAAGGUGCUGACGGUGUCGUGCCGUCAGCGCCUGACCUCGCCGCCGAAAUGUUCUUGCCCGAGGACGACCCCAAAGGCAGGCCUCCCUCGACCAAGGCGUGCGUUUGGAAGAAUCCAGCCGACACGUCUGGGUUGAACCAGUUUUUGUUUGACAUCCAGGGCGCUUUCCCCCCCAACACGAACGGCUUUACCCAGUCGGCGACGCAAUGCUUCCCCAACCUCUUUGCCGACACCACCGGCUUGUCCUUUCCGUACCCACGAAGCAGCUACAACUACGACCUGGAUGCGGCGCUCACUGUCGCGGAGAAGGUUCCCCGCAUCGAAGUCCAUGUCAUGGCCGACACUGAGGACACCUACACGCUCACGAGAUCGUCAAACAAGUUUGACUACAAGGACUUUGAGACGAACGCCCCCUCGCUCCUCUACGGCAUGGUUGGGUCCAAUGGUGGCAGCCAUGUGCCUGGGACGUACUUUGUCGAGGUGCGCGCGUACGACUACGACACGCCGAUCGGCAAGCCUGCUGUGUGCCCGACGUGCAUUGCCGUCAACGACGAGCAGCGGCCGACUGGCACCAAGCCCGCGAGUUGCUCCAGUAUGAACGUCAUCCGAGGAACUUACGUCGCGGACCUCGCGGCGUUCAAGAAGGAAGCAGAGGCGUUGGUCGCGUAUCGCACGGGCGCGACCAACAACGCGUGUAGCUCGAACCGUUGCGACUCUGUGUCCAUGCAGUUUGGUGACUUUCUCGACGAGACGAGCUGGUCCGAUGAACUUGCGGGGGACACCAAGGCGGACAGCAAAGACGUGUCGGAUCCGCUGGUCGAUGUGACAACGUGCUUGUCGCAAGGGUUCACGGCAGUCGAGUGGCGGUCGCUCACCAAGGACCCGUACUUUCAGCGGCCGACGCACCCGACAUGCACGCGCACGUGCGGCUACGGCGUCUGGCUUAAGGAAUGGUACACCAAGUACACGUGCGCCGCCGACGUCUCCAAGUACCCGCGCCAAGUCGAAUUUGGCCGAAAAUCAUGCGUCGGCGACGAAUCCGAAAUGUGCAGGUUCGUGCAUGAGUUGCAGCUCCAAGCGACGUCGCUCGCGACGGCGUCGAUUGCGCUGAAAGCCGAAAAUCCCGUGUACAUGGACGACCCCCAGAGCGUGUUUCCCGGCACGGGUUUGGACAAAGCCGACAAGACGCUGUACUUUGACGCCAAGUGCGACAGCCACGACUUAAAGUUUGACACGUUCUGCGACUUUGAAGUCGACUUGAACAAGGUCUUUAAGUUCUCGAGCGAGCUCGGCACGCACGAGAGCGUUGUGGGGCUGCUCAAGGGGUACAAGAAUGAGUUCAAGGCCGCCGCGUCGGAUGUUGUGUUUUGGCGCGCCAAGGUGAACGGCGGCAACUGGGUCCAGAUCACGAAGGACAAGGCCGCGUUGCCAUUUCGCCAGUACAACUCGAAGCUGUACAUCGAGGCGUUCACGAACUGCGGGACGAUCCUGGAAGAGAUGUGGACGAUCUUCGUCCACCGCCACGAGAUCCUGAGCGCGGACCAGUGGUUCCGCACGCUCUGGACGAGCCCGACGCCCGGAUGCAACGAGCAGGACUCGGACUUUGGAGUGAUUCAAUUCAAGCACGACCCGACGUCGGAGCCGUUCCAGAGCAUGCUCCACCCCGACGUCCCUGCCAUCCCCAAUGACAAGAACGGUCAUCCACUCAAGCGAUGCUACGUCAAAAACGGCCAUGGCGACGCGGAAAAGUGCUGGGGUGGGUGCUGGUCUUGGUACACCGAAUGCAACACGGCAAUUUCCAAGCAAGAGUGCCAUGACCGCCGCGCCGAAGGCGACGUUUUGUAUGAGUACUGCCGCAAAAAGUAUGGCGACGACGACGACGAUGAGUCGGACAGCAACUCGGGGCCAGAUUUGGAUGCGGCGGCGAACAUGGCGCUUGACGACGUCGAGCACCGCAUCCAGUGGAAGUUCAAGGGCUUUGACUGCACGUGGCAAUACGACAACACGAAGGAAUCGACGUCGUGGAUCAAGACGUCGAGCGAUGAGAGACUGGAAGUCGCAAUUGCCGUCAAGCUCGAGAACGCGCCGACGACGACCGCCACGGCCCAGUGCAAGUUGACCUUUCAAUCGAACGCGCCAGGCGCUGCCGUCACCACGCGCCACCGCAAGCAGGUCGUGACGCUCCGCAACUGCGACUACCCGCGAUUCAACCAAGACUCGGUCUAUGGAUACGGUCAGUACAUCAAGGACACGUGUACGAACACGUGGAACGACUUUGGCGGGAAGACGGCGCCGCUCGUCCAAGCGCCGUUCCAGGCGUGCGGCGGAACGCUCGUGUACUCGACGACCGCCGAUGGAGCGGCGAAGACUGUCGUGCUUGAACCAGAAGCGGAUUUGAGCUGCUGCAACUCCCCCGACGAAAAGAGCAAGGUGACGUGCACAGCGCUCAAGUCGGACAAGUCGAUCAAGCGGUGCGAGGGACCGGCGGCGGGAUCGCCAAGCGUGCUUGCCUUGAUGGCCUCGUCCGAACCCAUCGCGACGUCGUCCGUUGCGAUGCUGGCUGUCGUGGGUGGCGUCAUGGUGGCCGUCGCAGUCGCGGCGACUAAGCGUCAAGCCAAGAUGGCCGAGGGUGUCGACGUCGACGAGGGCUACCAAGCGCUGCUGCUUUGAACACUCCCUCGACCCCCCAUCCCAUCGCCUGGACAAAGGAGUCCUCAUGUGUGUCGCGGGUGGUUUACUCCCUUGAUGUGUGCUUGAGACAUGGGAUUGCAUAAGUGUUGCGUAUUGAAAAUGUCCAUUCAUGUUGGACCUGUGUCC
Aphanomyces invadans is the source of this 2883-nucleotide messenger RNA. RefSeq lists its product as hypothetical. Lineage: Eukaryota; Oomycota; Saprolegniomycetes; Saprolegniales; Verrucalvaceae. The record is from RefSeq and is a predicted model, not a curated record. The coding region runs from base 1 to 2736 and encodes 911 amino acids. The transcript has a single exon.